Molecule: messenger RNA, 507 nt
Organism: Rotaria sp. Silwood2
Lineage: Eukaryota; Metazoa; Rotifera; Eurotatoria; Philodinida; Philodinidae
Source: the annotation of a GenBank genome assembly
AUGGAAGCAAUGAAAGACUAUGUCGUUCAUCCUCGUUCAUCAAACAGCAAUUCCAUCACCACGUCAUCAACAAUCGAUAUUUUAUCUUUUUUGACAAAUGAAACACGAACAAGUGAUGCUGAUGGUAGUGAAAUUGAAAAUGAUGAUUUACCAGAUUCAAAUGACGUUUUUGUAAAUGACUUAGAUGAAUCUAUUGAUCGUACAUCUCGUCAACAUACAACAACAUCAAAUAGUAAGGAAUCGAAUGAAGAUUCUAAUGAUGAUUUAAAUUCAACAUCUCUUCGAAAUAAUUCAAACUCAACGAAUCAAUCAUCACGUGCCAAUACCUCAUCUGUACCACCUAAACAAAAUCCUCGAAUACGAGCUGAACGUCAAUUCGGCGAAGUGAUUACUAGCGGUACUCUUCUUCAAGAUUUAAGAAAAAAAGCUGAAGCAAAAGCAAGUAAGGUAUCAAAACAAAAAAAUGUACAACAAUCUUCACGAUCAACAAGACAAAAACUUAAUUAA